Molecule: messenger RNA, 3033 nt
Organism: Zeugodacus cucurbitae (melon fly)
Lineage: Eukaryota; Metazoa; Arthropoda; Insecta; Diptera; Tephritidae
Gene: Arc1
Product: activity-regulated cytoskeleton associated protein 1
Exons: 1
Coding region: 179-919 (246 amino acids)
Source: RefSeq, a predicted model, not a curated record
UGCCAGCCAAAUUCAGUCUCUUACGACCGCAGCAAGUGAAUUCUACACAUUUUCAGUAGCAGGAAGACAUUCGCUAACAGCAAUUGGCUUUGUUCGCUGCUAUUAACAACAAAACUUUCAACAACAAACAAACAAUUAAUUUCUCGUCUACGAAGUCCACACUUUUCCACACAGCAAGAUGUCACAGCCCGUCGUACAAAUGACAGCCGAGCAGCUGCAGUCACUGAUCGAAUCGGUGCGUUUGGCUGCCGUCGCAGGCGCCAGUGCCGCUGCACCAGCCGCUGUCCACAGCAAAGGCAGUUUCACCAACUGCACCAGCCGUUUUGGUGGCCAACGCGAUCACGAAGCCGUCGAGGAGUUCAUAACCUCCAUUGUGACCUACAAAGAAAUCGAGUCGAUCAGCGAUGAAGAUGCAUUGAAGGGGCUAUCUUUGUUGUUCUACGGACUGGCGUCCACUUGGUGGCAGGGCGUACGUAAAGAAGCGAAAACUUGGGGAGAUGCCAUUGCACUGAUCCGUGAUCACUUCUCACCCACCAAACCCGCCUACCAGAUUUAUCUCGAAAUCUUCGAGAAGAAACAAGAUGACCAUGUGCCCAUCGACACAUUUGUCUGCCAGAAGCGUGCACUGCUCGCACAACUGCCAGAGGGACGUCACGACGAGGAGACCGAAUUGGAUUUGGUUUAUGGUUUGCUGAACAUCAAGUACCGUAAGAACAUACUGCGUCAGGACCUUAAAACCUUCCGUGAAUUGCUGGAGAAGGGGCGUAUUAUCGAACACAAUAACUUGGAAUCGGAAGCGCAGCAAAACGGACCACUGCGUGGUUUGAAGCGCACCAAGCGUUGCACACACUGUAACUUCCGUGGUCACACGUUCGAGGAGUGUCGCAAGCGUAGAACUGCUACCGAAGCCAAUGAAUAAACGCAAACAACAUUCCACUUCAUCAGCUCCAAGCAUUAACCAGCCACAUUCACGUAUACAACAAAUCCAAUGACGACAACCUACGCACCACAAACACAACGGAUGAUGUCAUCACCCAGUGAAGUCUCAAUCCGAGCAGCUUACGUCGCCACCGAAUCACUGAAGCAAAACUUUCGCUCUCAUCAACGAAGUUAUGCAGCAGCGUCGAACUUUGGUCAAUUCGGUAUACAGCGGCAACAGCAGCAACAAUACAACUAAGUCUUAGUAUAAGUAUAAACAUAAAAACAAACACAUAAUUAUUGCGAUUUGAGUUGCUCACUGCUCUCUUCGAUUCUAUUGGACAUUCUGCGUUGGAGGGCAAAGUCUUCAUUAUACUUUUGUAUUUUGUUUGCUUUGUUCAAAGAUUGUUAUUGUAUUCAAUAGAGGAGAAGAAGGCAGUAGCCACUUAGAUUCGUCAAAAUCAUUCCACCGCACGCUGUGUACAACACGGCUCCACAUGGCUAAGAACGCCAUAAACACUCUUCAAUUAGUGAAGAACAAUCAAUUUGAAUUUGAAACAAACUCGGUUCUUCGGAACCACAAACCACCGAGUCACGCAUUGGAUCAGCUAUGCUUCAAUAAUAUUGGGCGCAGUUUGCUUCGCUUGGCAUUUCGGACAACAUUCGAGUUUCCUUCUACAAUCGAAAGCUGCAAUGGUCUCUUCUCUUGUUUUGUGAAAGUGCGGAAUUCGUGUGCGUGCUGUAACUACUGUGAUCUCCUCGGAAUCACAGUUGUUCCACAUGCAUUUACGAUUUCAGCUUUUGCAAACGAGUGACAUUGGCCAUUGCUUUUUCGAUUGAAGAAUGAAAUAUUUGUUUUGUUGUUUGCAUUGCUGAGUUCGUUGGCAGAUUGCGCCUUCUAUGAACAUGGCUGUGAGAAUGGGUGGCUCAAAACUCCGUUGCAUUUGUCUGCGGUUGAUGGAGCUGCAAUUGCCUUAGAGUGAGAGCUUAAUUGGAUCAUGUCUUUGUAUUUGUUGCAUAUGGUUUGGCUCAAACCGACUUCUGAUAGACACUUGGUUCGGCACCUCGGUGUUGUUCCAGGCGUCUAUCGGGUCGGCGUGUUUCAAUCCAUGGUUACAAAUGCACGUCUUUUUCUUUUGUGCGCUCACCAUGAAUUUGGCUUUUGAACUCUAUUAUCCGCUCUCAAAUGUGGCAAAAAAACCAACCGUUACACAUGGAAGUGCUGUCUGACAUUUUGUAUGCCGAAUUGAUAUGGUCGAGCUAUGUGAUGGACAUUGCAGUGUAGGCGGUCCCAGCUUUUGCCAAUCGCGUUUCGGUGUGUAUUCCUUCGGGUUUAUGCACUGGGGUGUGAGCGGUGACUGGUGGGUCCGAUGACACGGUUUUGCUCUCAUAUAGUUCACAUAUGGAUUCGGUUCGCAAGCGUGUUGACAGUAACUCCGUGUGCAACAAAAAUUAAAAUCGCUUGCGAUUUUAAAUAUAUAUAUAGAUAUAUUUUACACACUUUUAGUGUGAACCUGUUGAAUAAAUUGUACAACGAUGGCUAUGCGGUCGCCAUUCGUACAAUUGGCACGCCAAAUUGACGAUUUGCAUAACGAACUUGUUCGUACCACAUUGCAACGUCAAGCGUAUGGCUCGCCACUCAAAAUGCUUUCCUGCAUUUAAUUAAAUAAUACGGCUAGGAUCGGUCACUUAUUCACCUCCGGAAUGGGAUGAUGAUCUUAUCCUCUGCAGAAACCUCAUACGUUUCUCAUGUGACAUUGAUAUGCGCAGUGUUGAAUCGAACCAUCGAAUCGAGUGGUAACCACCAACCGACCAUUUGCCGAGAGCGCCGAACUUCGGAGGACCUGGCCCAUGAUUCGGUUUAAGUGGGGUUGGCGGUCUCACCAGUUAGUAUUUAGCAAAACCACUGCAAUAUUAACAUAAAAUGUCAAAUUCACAUGAGAUAUGCUAUCUGGUUUAUUAAAAUAUUUAUUAUAUAAAUAUUGUUCAUAAGUACCUACAUCUUUGUUAAUAUAACCAACAAACUUUGCCCGAAAAAAAGAAUUUCGCAAACAGAAAAAAUAAUUAACGGCAAACGUAAAAUAAAAUACAAUACAAGGAAAUACAAAACUUAAA